Molecule: messenger RNA, 438 nt
Organism: Otolemur garnettii (small-eared galago)
Lineage: Eukaryota; Metazoa; Chordata; Mammalia; Primates; Galagidae
Gene: LYZL4
Product: lysozyme like 4
Exons: 4
Coding region: 1-438 (145 amino acids)
Biological process (GO): fusion of sperm to egg plasma membrane involved in single fertilization
Cellular component (GO): acrosomal vesicle; sperm flagellum
Molecular function (GO): lysozyme activity
Source: RefSeq, a predicted model, not a curated record
AUGAAGGCAUCCAUGGUUCUCUCCCUCAUUGGCUUCUUGGUGGUUCCAAGUGGUGCUCCCAUCUUGGGGCGUUGUGUAGUGGCUAAGAAGCUCAAGGAAGGAGGCCUGGAUUACUUUGAGGGCUACAGCCUUGAAAACUGGGUAUGCCUGGCUUAUUUUGAGAGCAAGUUCAACCCCACAGCUGUCUAUGAGAACCCACAGCAAGGGUACACUGGCUUUGGCCUCUUUCAAAUCCGCAACAAUGGCUGGUGUGGCCGUGGCAAGAACCUCUGUGCUGUGCAAUGCUCUGCUUUACUGAAUCCAGAUUUAAAGAAGACAAUUGAAUGUGUCAAGAGAAUUGUAAAAACGAAAGAUGGGAUGGGAUCAUGGCCCUCCUGGUCCCACUUUUGCCACUACUCCGACACCUUGGCACGGUGGCUAGAUGGUUGCGAGCUGUAG